AUGGCUAAUAUCUUGGCGAGUUUCAUUCCAUUUAAACUACUUAAAGACAUUUUGAAGUAUGCAGCAAAUGGAAUCGGAUCAAAUACCGACGAUAAUUUAUGUUCGGUAGAAAAACCGACAUCCUUAGUAAAUAUCGAUAUAUUCUCGUUCUACCCUUUAACCAUAGACGAACCGACAACAGCAGUGAUCGUUUGUUCAUCCCUGUGUCGAUACAAAGAAUCGAACCAGGAACUCUGUAACGGUUUCAAUGUGAGAUUCGACUCGAGGAUGUGCGAGUUAUAUCGCUAUCGACCGCUGAAGCCCGUCGAUUCUACCAGGCAAGUCAUUCUGCCGGCCUAUCCACUGCGAAGUUUGAUUCAUGAACAAUCCUUCAACAAGAGCUGGUCUGAAUUCAAAUCUGGUUUUUCGGUUUCGGGAUUAACGGUUUUAUCGGAUAGCGAGUCAACGAAUACCGUAGCGGAUACAACUAACAGCGGGUACUCUAGCGACAACAAAAAGACUGUCGAUGGGUACUGGCUGGGUAACGAGUUGUUAUACCGACUGACUAAUAAAUAUAGAUGCGGUCUUCAUGUGCUUCUCAACUACUCCAGUUCGGGCGAGCCAGUAGAGUACCUACAUUACGACAAGUUCCUGAUCGAAUCAGAGCUGCAGAAUUACAAAGUGAAAUUGCCGAAUUGCACAGGCGGUGGUAGCAGUCCGAAAUGUGUGGUGGGAUCGACAACUGGGCAGGCUGCAAACUUUUCAACGUUCGACAAAGACAAUGUUCACGUCCUUCCUUCUGCUACUGCUGUCGUUAACUGCCCCUUCGUCUACAGCGCCGGCUGGUGGUACGCGGAUCACCCGGGAAUAUUGGGCAGGUGCGGAUACACCAACUUCAACACACACGAUCCUUAUCUGUUGAUCCAUGAUGGGAUCGAGUCCCACAAAUUGUCCAGUACAGAGAUGUGGAUUGAUUGUGUUGAUGAUGAUGAGCUUUUCCUUUGA
Helobdella robusta is the source of this 984-nucleotide messenger RNA. RefSeq lists its product as hypothetical. The transcript is spliced from 6 exons. Lineage: Eukaryota; Metazoa; Annelida; Clitellata; Rhynchobdellida; Glossiphoniidae. The coding region runs from base 1 to 984 and encodes 327 amino acids. The record is from RefSeq and is a predicted model, not a curated record.